CGCCGGGGCCCCAGAAUCUGAUAAGGCCUUAUCAGCGCCGGGCAGCCCCGGCCGUUACCGCCCCCGGCCCCGAGCGCCCCAAAACCCCGGAGCGCCCCAAAAUCCCCCAAAGGCCCAGGCCCUGCAGUCCCACGGCGCCAGCACCCCCUGCCGGCUUUGGGGUCCCCCAUGGAGUUUGUGACGCUGGGGGGGCCGGAGGGGCCCCCCCCGUUCCCCGACGAGGCCGGAGCCUUCCUGGGGCUGGGGGCGCCCGAGGGGCUGGAGCCGGGGGGGCUGCUGGGCCCCUUCCCCCCGCCAGAGGCGCGCGAGUGCGUGAACUGCGGGGCCACGGCGACGCCGCUGUGGCGCCGGGACGGCACCGGGCACUACCUGUGCAACGCCUGCGGGCUCUACCACCGCCUCAACGGGCACAACCGGCCCCUCAUCCGCCCCAAGAAGCGCCUGGUCAGAGCCACACCCCGACCCCAAAAACACCCGGGACCCCAAAAACACCCCGGGGACCCUAAAAUAUCCCUGGGAACCCAAAAACACUCUGGGGACCCUAAAAUAUCCCUGGGAACCCAAAAACACCCGGGACCCCAAAAUUACACCUGGGACCCCGGGGGGGGCGCCGGCCCCGGGGGGGUCCCCGAACCCUCGGCGGGGCCCCCCCUGCCCCCCCCCGCGCCCCCACAGCCCCCUCCCGAGGAUCCGGCCGCGCUCUUCGCCCUCGGGCCCCUCGUCCUGUCCGGGCACCUGCUGCCCUUCCCCGCCCCCGCCGGACCCUUCCUGGGGGGCGACUUCGCGGCCCCCCCCGCCCCCAGUGCGGCCCCCCCCGGGCUCAGCCCGCAGCUCUAAGGGGCUCCCAGUACAGUUCGGAACCGAAA
Messenger RNA from Onychostruthus taczanowskii (white-rumped snowfinch), 866 nucleotides. RefSeq names its product GATA binding protein 1 (gene GATA1). The transcript has 4 exons. Lineage: Eukaryota; Metazoa; Chordata; Aves; Passeriformes; Passeridae. Gene Ontology annotation, molecular function: DNA-binding transcription factor activity, RNA polymerase II-specific; RNA polymerase II cis-regulatory region sequence-specific DNA binding; zinc ion binding. Gene Ontology annotation, biological process: cell fate commitment; positive regulation of transcription by RNA polymerase II; negative regulation of transcription by RNA polymerase II. The coding region runs from base 169 to 837 and encodes 222 amino acids. The record is from RefSeq and is a predicted model, not a curated record.